This is a messenger RNA of Fulvia fulva, 1656 nucleotides long. Its product is annotated as Citrinin biosynthesis cluster MFS transporter mrr1. The transcript has 2 exons. Gene Ontology annotation, molecular function: transmembrane transporter activity. The record is from RefSeq and is a predicted model, not a curated record. Lineage: Eukaryota; Fungi; Ascomycota; Dothideomycetes; Mycosphaerellales; Mycosphaerellaceae. Gene Ontology annotation, biological process: transmembrane transport. Bases 1 to 1656 code for a protein of 551 amino acids.
AUGGCGACUCACCACGGCGACGGCAUCGUCCGCACAGAAAGCGGUCGACAAACCUACACUGCCGACGGCCCUUCGACUUCAGACCCAACUUCUUCGAACGCUCAACGCGCGUCCCAAGCAUCAGACUCCAGCACAAUCGGCGAGAAAGACGCCAGCGAUGGCGAGAAGAACCGCAACGAUUCCAACGGCAACGAGGACGUCGAGAAGCAGUCUGAGGACAAGAAGAAAGACGAGGGAGAGGGCGAGGACGAAGAGAAGGACCCAAAUGUGGUAGACUGGGAUGGCGACGAUGAUCCACAGAAUCCGUACAACUUCAAGCCGGUGAGGAAGUGGCUUAUUGCAGUGUGUAUGGGUUUGAUGACGUUCGUCUGUACGUUUGCAUCGUCGGUGCUGAGUAGUGCGGUUAUGCCGAUAUCGAUGGAGUAUGGACCAGGCACUGUCGUUGCUAUUCUAUCGACUAGUCUGUUUGUCCUGGGAUUUGCAUUUGGGCCGAUUGUUUGGGGUCCCUUCAGUGAACUCUACGGACGAAAACCACCUCUCUUCAUCGGAUACUUCAUCUUCGGCCUCUUCCAAAUCCCCGUAGCCGUCGCCCAGAAUCUGGAAACGAUCAUGAUCUGCCGCUUCUUCGGUGGCUUCUUCGCCUCUGCACCAUUGGCAGUCGUCGGAGGAGCCCUCGCCGACUUCUUCGACCCAAUCGACCGAGGAGUCGCAAUGUCCAUCUUCGGCGCUAGUACCUUCAUCGGACCUACCAUGGGCCCCAUCCUAGGCGGGUUCAUCACCAUGAGCUACCUCGGCUGGCGAUGGACGCAAUGGAUCACCCUCAUCUUGAUCGCGCUUUUUGGAACAAUAGGUUUCAUCGUCAUUCCAGAGACCUACGCCCCAGUUCUCCUCCAAAAGAAAGCCAAAUCCCUCCGCUACGAAACCAAAAACUGGGCAAUCCGCGCCCCAGCCGACGAGAAAAAAGUCGACUUCAAGGAAAUCGUAGAGAAAUACCUCCUCCGCCCCUUCAAAAUGCUCGCCAUGGAACCCAUCCUCGUCCUCAUCACCAUCUACAUGUCCCUAAUCUACGGCAUCAUCUACGGCUUCUUCGAAGCCUUCCCCGUCUCCUUCCAAGACGAGCGCGGCUGGAACCUCGGCGUCGGCGCCCUCCCCUUCCUCUCCGUCCUGGUCGGAGUAAUAAUCGCCUGCCUCAUAAUCUCCUUCAUCACCAAACGCCGCAUCGCCCGCGUCAUGGAAGAAGUCGGCCACGUCGUCCCUGAGGAACGGCUCAUCCCCAUGAUGAUCGGUGGCGUCGUCCUCCCUGUUGGAAUGUUCUGGUUCGGAUGGACGAGCUCCCCGAGCAUCACUCCCUGGCCCCAGAUCAUCGCCGCCGCACCGAUCGGGACUGGCGUCAUGUUGAUUUUCCUGCAGGGGUUGAAUUACAUUAUCGAUGUGUACAAGAUCAACGCGAACUCUGCGAUUGCUGCCAAUACGUUCUUCAGAUCGUGGGUGGGAGCCGCCUUCCCCUUGUUCAGCACGCAGAUGUUUAUAAAUUUGGGGGUGCCGUGGGCGAUGAGUUUGUUGGCGUUUUUGUGUAUUGCGCUCUUUCCGGCGCCGAUCUUGUUUUAUAUUUAUGGGGAGAAGAUUCGGAAGAUGAGUAGAUAUAGUCCUGAUUGA